CCGAGGUCAAAGGUGACAGCUUCCGGGAACUGUUGUCUCCACUGGCCACUCCUCCCUCUGUCGACCAGUUUCUUCGGGCAGCUGGGAGGCCAGUUAAAAAAAAAUGGAACCUUUUUCCUGUGACACUUUCGUGGCAUUACCUCCAGCAACAGUCGCUAACAGGAUUAUUUUUGGAAAAAAUUCAGAUAGACUCUGUGACGAAGUACAAGAGGUAGUUUAUUUUCCUGCUGCAGUUCAUGAUAACCUGGGAGAACAUCUUAAGUGUACAUAUAUAGAAAUUGAUCAAGUUCCUGAAACAUAUGCUGUUGUCCUGAGUCGCCCAGCUUGGUUGUGGGGUGCAGAAAUGGGAGCCAAUGAGCAUGGAGUUUGCAUUGGAAAUGAAGCUGUAUGGGGAAGAGAAGAAGUUUCUGAUGAAGAAGCACUACUAGGAAUGGAUCUUGUCAGACUUGGCCUUGAAAGAGCUGAUACAGCUGAAAAAGCCCUCAAUGUCAUUGUUGAUUUAUUAGAAAAAUAUGGCCAGGGUGGAAAUUGCACAGAGGGUAGGAUGGCAUUUAGCUAUCACAACAGUUUCCUGAUAGCUGAUAGGAAUGAAGCCUGGAUACUGGAGACUGCAGGGAAGUACUGGGCAGCAGAAAAAGUUCAAGAGGGAGUUCGUAAUAUUUCUAAUCAGCUUUCCAUAACAACCAAGAUUGACUGGGAACACCCAGACAUAAGAACCUAUGCUAAGCAGAAAGGUUGGUGGGAUGGUAAAAACGAGUUUGAUUUUGCUGCAGCAUACUCCUAUCUUGACACAGCCAAGAUGAUGACUUCAUCAGGCAGAUACUGUGAGGGCUACAAGCUUCUAAAUAAGCACAAAGGAAAUAUAACUUUUGAAACAAUGAUGGAAAUUCUUCGGGACAAACCAAGUGGCAUCAAUAUGGAGGGAGAAUUCUUGACCACUGCAAGCAUGGUUUCUAUUUUACCUCAAGACUCCAGCCUUCCUUGCAUUCACUUCUUUACAGGGACUCCUGAUCCCGAGAGAUCUGUUUUUAAGCCUUUCAUAUUUGUGCCACAUAUUUCACAACUGUUGGAUACCAGUUCACCAACAUUUGAACUUGGAGACCUAGUUAAAAAGAAGUCACAUUUUAAGCCUGACAGAAGACACCCACUCUACCAGAAACAUCAACAGGCAUUGGAAGUAGUAAAUAAUAAUGAGGAAAAAGCCAAAAUAAUGCUGGACUACAUGAGGAAACUGGAGAAAGAGCAAUUCAGACAGAUGGAAUCAAUCCUUCAAAACAAGCAUCUUGAUGUGGAUAAAAUUGUUAAUCUUUUUCCUCAGUGUACAAAAGAUGAAAUUCAAAUUUAUCAGUCAAAUGUUAGUUCUUAGUGAUCAUAUGGUCAGCUAAUAUUAGUUCUUAGUGAUCAAUGGUCAGCAAUCUCCGAAGUUAUAAUCUGUCACCUUGGUAAAUUAUAUAAACCUAAUUUGAGCAGAUCUGAUUAUUCCUGGAUAGCAUUCAAGUGGUAUCUUGACUAUUAAAACUACAUUGUUGCUGAAAUACUCAGAAAGAAAACAUUGGAACUGGAUUAAUGUAUCAUGGGAUAUAGGUGUUAUUUCAGGUGAUGUACUUAUUAUUUUCUUUAGCUAUAGUAACUUUGUCAUGAUAAUUAAGUAUUCAAUUCUAUGUUAAGAAUGAAACAUUAAAAUGAUGCAUGGAUUUAUGUUUAUUAUAAUUAUUUAGUACUCUCAAAUCAUUUUCUCAGUUACAUCAAGAAAGCAGAUUUUUCUUAUUCAUGAAAAACAUCUCAAGUGAUGAGUUCUUUGUGCUUUAGGCAAAUAUUAACCAGCUCUAACAAGAAAAAUUUCUAGAUUUACACAUUGUUAAUACAGUAUAUUAAUUCUGCAAAUUCACUUUUAGUAAACUCAGACAUGCUCUUUGUCAAGAUUUGGCUAACCAGUGAGCUUGUAGCUCUGAUUAUCUAGCAUUUUUAGGGUCAUUCUCCUUAAUAGGCUUUUAUGUUAAUAAGAUAUAUUUUUACAAGAGCUUAUUUGGGAGAUUAGAGAAUAAGAUAAAAGAUCCAAACCUUAGGAUAUAUUGUUUCUGGGUCUGAAAUCUCUCUCAUUGGUAACUUCUGUUCACUCAGUGAAAACAGAAACAAGAAUGAGGUAGUGGCAAUGAAACAAAAUUAUUAGUAUAUUAUGAACAUGAUAACAUUAACACUAUAAUGCAUUAUAUAUUAUGCAUAUUAUAAAUGAGUAACAGCUUCCUAAAGUUUAUAAAACAUUGUUUAGGUUACAUAAAGAUUAUCAAGUAAGACUCAAAAUUGCAAAUAUAAACAAAAGAAAAAUCCAACUGAAAAUAACACUAAGUAUUUUUGGGUUUCUAGAUUGUCCAUUUUGGUAUUUGGUUAUAUUAUCAUAUUUGCUAAUUGCUAUCAACACAAUUAGGUUAAUAAAGAAGUGGGUCAUUAUAUUCAAAGAGUGCUCAGGAAGUUAUGUUUUCAAAGUUCUCUCAUAAUACCAUCAUCUGCCUGAUACUGCUCUUGUCUAAUAUAGGGCUGACAUUACAAAGGAAAAGAUGUCUGACUCAAGUACUGUCUUGAUUCUGUUAGCCUUAAGUUUGGUUCAGUGAUAGGCUGUCUCUACAUGAAGACCCCUGGCCAACCCCUAUACUCCUCUUCUCUCUUUUAAUAGAUGAGGAAACCAAGGGCACACACUUCAUUGAUUUCCUCAGGGACACAUGUAGGAAUCUUAUUUCCCUCUCUAGGGCAAGCAUGUUGUCACCUUCUCCUUUGCUGCCACCUUAGACUAAAUUAGCACCAUCUCUUACCUGGACCAUUGCAGUUAACUCUUCUCCUACACACUCCUUUUGUUCUUUAUCUCCAUCCACAUGAGUCACUGCAGCCAGAGUAAUCUAUAAAAAAUUUAAAUUUGAUUAUGAAUCCCCCUCCUAAAACUUUUUGAAAAGAGACUUUGUUUUUUGGAGCACUUUCAGGUUCACAGCAAAAUUGAACAGAAAGUACGGAGUUUCCAUAUAGCCCCUAUUACCACACCUGCAUAGCCUCCCCCACUGUCAACAUCACAGUACCAGAAUAGUACAUUUGUUAGAAUCGAUGGCCCUACCUUGACACAUUAUCACCUGAAGUCCAUAGUUCGUUAGCGAUCACUGUUGAUAUGGUACAUCCUAUGGGCUUUGAAAAUUGUAAAAUGACAUGUAUCCACCAUUAUAGUAUUAUACAGAGUAGUUUCACUGCCCUAAAAAUCUUCUGCCUAUUUAUCCCACUCUCCCUCCAACCCCUGGCAACAACUGAUCUUUUUACUGUCUCCAUAGUUUUGCCUUUUCCAUAUGUCAUGUCAUCAGAAUCAUACAGUAUGUGAUUUCUAAGGAUUGUCUUCUUUAACUUACUUAGUAAUAUGCAUUUAAGGUUCCUCCAUGUCUUUUCAUGACUUGAUAGCUCAUUUUAGUUCUAAAUAAUAUUCCAUUGUCUGAAUGUACCACUAUUGAAGGACAUCUUGGUUGCUUCCAAAUUUUGAAAAUUAUGAAUAAACCUGCUGUAGAUAUCCAUGUGAAGGUUUCUGUGUGGACAUGUUUUCAACUCAUUUUGUGUAAAUACUGAGGAGCACAAUUGCUGGAUCAUGUGGUAAGAGUAUAUUAUGUUUAGUUUGUAAGAAACUGCCAAACUGUUUUGCAGAGUGGCCAGCACUUUGCAUCCCUAUCAGCGCUGAAUAAGAGCUCUGAUGCCCUAUAUUCUUGUCAGCAUUUAUUGUCAGAAUUUUGGAUUUUGGCCCUUCUAAUAGGUACAUAAUGGUAUCUUGUUUUAAUUUAAAAUUCCCUGAAGAUAUAUGAUGUUGAACAUCUUUUCAUAUGGUUUUAUCUGUUUAUCUUCUUUGCUGUGUUGUCUGUUUAGAUCUUUUGCCCAUUGUUUACUCAGGUUAUUUUCUUAUUGUUGAGUCUAAAACUCUUUAAAUGCCAAAAAGAUCACACUGAUCUGCCUCAUCUAUAUCUUAUUACACCUUCAACCAUUGUGUUUUACGUUUCUACUAUGCUGCUCUUUCAUGUCCUUGAAUGUGCCUUCCUCAUGGCUGUACUGUCUGUACUAUUCAUUCCAUGUGCUCCCAUUUACAUAAGUAAUACUUUACAUCCUUUCAAGUUUCGCUAAGACAUGACUUCCUCAGGGAAGUUUUCCUCACACCACAAGUUCUAUCUUACAUACUCUUAGAGGCACUCCUGAUCACAGGUUAAUCAUGUCUAACAUCUAUUUUUCACAGAAUAGAAGCUCCAUGAGGAUGGAAUCAUAUUUGUUUCCACUCUUGUAUGCUCAGUGUUCAGAUUGAGUCUGGUACAUGCUAGAUUGCUCAAUAAAUAUCUGUUAAAUGACCGAUGGGAAGAGCUUAGACAGUGCCUCUUCUCUGCCUGUGGAAAUGUAAAGUUGAAGAAAUUAUCUAGACAACCUAUCUGCACAACUUGGUAUCCUUUGAUAAGCCUCAGGUUAACCUGUCACCUCUUAGAUAUUGUGUAUUAUUUACUAUUACUUAAUAAGCCAGGGCAAUAAUAUGAGUAUUCUAGAGAAGGCUAUUUUGUUUGAUAUGUGAUGAAAACAUCAGUUUUUAUAUGUUAAUCAUGAAUCAAAUGUUUUGCUCUAGAAGUAACUAUGUAGCCUAGAAUUUUGGAGAGUUAGUUUCUUCUACAGAAACUACAGAGCUAAUGUUUUCUCUUUUUCAUUAAUUAAUUCAGCCUUUUAUCAUACCAAUUGCAGAAAUUUAUAAUCUCAUCUUUUCUUGAAGAAUGGUGAUAACAUUUAUGAUCCUGAACUUUUUUCCCAGCCAUCACUUAUCACAUGACUAUCUAUGUCCAGUGGCCUAAUUUAAUAUUUUACGUGAGAUUUGAAGGGGUAAACACUAAGAGCUGUAUUCUGCUGCAUAACAAACAUAUAAAACACUAGUUUCACAUUUUUCUUGCUUUAGAAAUUUACUGAUCACUAAUUGUUGUUCUCAAAAUGCCAAAUACCCUUUAUCUUCAUCCAAAAAUAUUGAAAGCUAAGUACAAGCUAGGCAUGGAGUUACUCAUUGAGAGUUAAGAAAACAAUUGAUUCUGCACAUCAAGAGGUGCCCGGUUAAAAAAAAAAAAAAAAAAAA
This is a messenger RNA of Cebus imitator (Panamanian white-faced capuchin), 5113 nucleotides long. RefSeq names its product secernin 3 (gene SCRN3). Gene Ontology annotation, molecular function: dipeptidase activity; cysteine-type exopeptidase activity. The record is from RefSeq and is a predicted model, not a curated record. Bases 104 to 1366 code for a protein of 420 amino acids. The transcript has 9 exons. Lineage: Eukaryota; Metazoa; Chordata; Mammalia; Primates; Cebidae. Gene Ontology annotation, biological process: proteolysis.